Cajanus cajan (pigeon pea) is the source of this 1977-nucleotide messenger RNA. RefSeq names its product protein DETOXIFICATION 21. Lineage: Eukaryota; Viridiplantae; Streptophyta; Magnoliopsida; Fabales; Fabaceae. Gene Ontology annotation, biological process: xenobiotic detoxification by transmembrane export across the plasma membrane. Gene Ontology annotation, cellular component: membrane. The record is from RefSeq and is a predicted model, not a curated record. Gene Ontology annotation, molecular function: antiporter activity; xenobiotic transmembrane transporter activity.
GGCUUGUUGUCCCUAUGUGUAUCAUUAUGGAACAAAUCAGUGUCUAGGACAAAAGCUCUUAACUCUCCGUCCCCUUUCAAUUUUUUUUUUUAAAAAAAUUAUAAGCACGAUAUCUCAAAAGUAAUAAUAAAAAAUAAUUUGUGUUCAUGGAAUAUAACCCGCGUCAGUGAAACAUUAUUUUAACGCUACCUCUUUGGCUCUUUGAUCAGUUUAAGUUAAUUGUUGGAUGUUGAUUCAUUUAUCUUUCUUGUUCAUAACUUUUUCUUUCAUCGAUGCAUUAAUUUAUUGGUGUUGAAGGGACAAUGAUUAGGUUAUUUAUAUGACCUAUUGUAAUAUGUGAAUCAUUUGCAUCUUAUAUCAAUAAAACAUUGGCAGCUCCAUAGUAGUAGCAGAAGGAAAAUGGGAGAAGAGCUAAAGAAGAAGCUUUUGCAUCAGCGGAACAAUUCUUUGGUGAGUGAUGUUGGAGAAGAAGAGUCACUAGGAAAAAGGGCAUGGGAAGAAAGCAAGAAGAUGUGGGUGGUAGCAGGUCCUGCCAUAUUCACAAGGUUUUCAACGUUUGGAAUCACUGUGGUUACUCAAUCCUUCAUUGGUCAUAUUGGUUCAACUGAACUAGCUGCUUAUGCUCUUGUCAUCACUGUCUUAGUCAGGUUUGCAAAUGGUGUAUUGAUUGGUAUGGCAAGUGCAUUGGAAACUCUUUGUGGACAAGCAUAUGGGGCAAAAAGAUAUGACAUGCUUGGAGUGUAUCUUCAAAGAUCUUGGAUAGUGUUGUUCAUGACCUCAAUACUUCUUCUUCCUAUUUACAUCUUCACCACUCCAUUGUUAGAGGCUCUAGGCCAAGAAAAAAGUAUUGCUCAAGUAGCAGGAAGCAUUUCUCUGUGGGCAAUAGGAGUGAUAUUUUCUUUUUCUGUGUCAUUCACCUGCCAAAUGUUCCUACAAGCACAGAGUAAGAACAAGAUUAUAGCCUACCUUGCAGCAGUUUCAAUUUCAAUUCACGUUUUGCUGUCAUGGCUUUUAACUGUUAAGUUCAAGUUUGGGCUCAAUGGAGCAAUGACAUCAACACUCUUGGCAUAUUGGAUUCCAAACUUGGGCCAGCUUUUGUAUAUCAUGAAAAAAUGCCCUGACACAUGGAAAGGUUUCACAUUCUUGGCCUUCAAAGAUCUUUGUCCUGUUAUCAAGCUUUCAGUCUCUUCUGGAGCUAUGUUAUGUCUUGAGAUAUGGUACAACACAGUUUUGAUUCUUCUAACAGGCAACAUGAAAAAUGCGGAAGUUUCCAUUGAUGCUCUUGCCAUUUGCCUCAACAUCAAUGGGUGGGAAAUGAUGGUGGCCCUUGGUUUCUUUGCUGCAGCAGGUGUUCGGGUGGCAAAUGAGCUUGGAAGAGGAAGUGCAAAGGCUGCAAAAUUUUCCAUUCUGAUUUCAGUUAUCACAUCAUUUUUCAUUGGUUUCAUACUAUUCUUGGUGUUCCUAUUUCUGAGGGAAAAACUUGCCUACAUUUUCACAACAAACCCUCAUGUGGCUGAAGCAGUCGGCGAUUUAUCACCUUUGCUCUCAAUUUCCAUCUUGUUGAACAGUGUUCAACCUGUGCUCUCAGGUGUUUCUGUGGGAGCUGGGUGGCAAAGCGUUGUAGCAUAUGUAAACAUAGGAUGUUAUUACCUUAUUGGUAUUCCUGUUGGACUGAUGCUUGAUAAACUUCUCCAUUUGCAAGUCAAGGGUAUUUGGAUUGGAAUGUUGUUUGGAACAUUUGUUCAAACCGUGAUGCUUAUUACAAUCACAUUUAAAACUGAUUGGGACAAACAGGUAGAGAUAGCUCGAAAUCGUGUUAACAAAUGGGCAGUGGUGGAGAACCAAGAAUCAAACAAUAGAUCAAGUGGAUCUAGCUAAACGUUAUAUCUACCAUUUCACAUUUUAUCAUCUGUGUAAAACACCAUCCCAAUCACACUUGGGUAAUGCACUAUUCCCAUCAUUGAAAUGUAUGAUUGA